AUGAAAGCGUUGAAAUCAUUUGUGAAAGACUUGGAUUCCAAAGCAAUACCUCUGUUUCUUGCUCAUGUUUCUGAAACUAAAGAAAAUGGGACAUCGUCUGGCGAGUAUACAAUUUCACUGUACGAAGUUCUUGCUCGUGUCCAUGGACCCAAUAUAGUCCCUCAAAUAGAUAACAUCAUGACUACUAUUAUCAAGACAUUGUCAUCAAGUGCAGGAUCCUUUGCUCUUCACCAAGCUUGCUCAAAGGUUGUUCCAGCCAUUGCAAGGUAUGCAAUGGACCCAACAACAGCAGAGGACAAGAAGAGAUACAUCAUCCACUCUCUGUGUAAACCCCUAUCGAAUUGUCUUUUGGGUAGCCAAGAGAAUCUAUCUUCUGGAGCUGCUCUUUGCUUACAGGCACUUGUGGAAUCUGAUAAUUGGCGAUUUGCUUCAAAUGAGAUGGUGAAUGAGGUCUGUCAGAGAGUUGCGGGGGCUUUGGAAAAACAUACACAGGCCAAUUCACAUAUGGCCUUAGCGACAGCUUUGGCCAAACACAAUAGCUUGACUGUCGAAGCUUAUUCAAGACUGUUGAUAAUGUCAGGAUUGCAAAUCCUGAAUUCUGGUUUUGUAGAGGGAAACUCUCAAAAACAGUUCUCAGCCAUUCAUAUGGUGAGUUCUCUGAUGAGAUGUCUGGACCCCAAGAGUAUAUUCUCUGAAUUGGAUUUGAUAAUUAAGGAGAUGGAGAAGUGCCAGUCUGAUCGAAUGCCCUUUGUAACUGGGGCUGCUUUUGAAGCACUGCAAACAGCAAAAAGACUAUGGGUUGAGAAAGGCUCGAAGCUUGAGAAGGAUGUGGGAUCAAUCACUGGUUCAAAUUUUGAAAAAAGAGAGAACAUCAGGAGGAGGAAUGUGGCCGGUUCCGGAGGACAAUCGCCUCUCACUGCAUCACCUGAAUCACAAACUGUUGAUUCUGCUUUUGAAUAUGAUUAUUUUAUGGAAUCGCCCAUUUCAAUGAAUCAAGACCCUCAACUCGGGUCUCAUGAUCAUAGGAGUGUGAACCGUAAACUUUGGCAAAGGCAUGAGAAUGGUGGCUUAGAUGUAUCUCUUAAAGAUGGAAUAUUUUCAGAGAUAAUUCCAAGACGUGCCAUUAUAAACUCUGAGCAUGGUGAAUUUUCAGAUAACCAUGGAGAUUAUUCUGAUAUUUUUGCAGGGUUCGUGCCAGAAAGUGUGGAGAAUGGAUUUAUUAGAAGCUCCGCUCCCAGUCCUCAGAGAUCACGGUCUCACAUCAAUAUUGAUAGUGUGAAGAUCUUUUCCACUCCAAGAAAGCUCAUUCGUUCACUUCAGGAUCCAAAUGGCAUGACCUCAGACUUCUCUGAGAAACAAACCAGAAGGUUUGGAAGUCCAUUCUCGAGUAAAUUUGAGUGGACUCCUACAUCAAAGCAUGUACAAGAUGGCCAUGCUCAUGGCAUGAACUGUUACAUCGAAAAGGGCAAAAAUUUCUCUCCCGAUGGGGAACAGUUUCAUGGUAAAUCAGAAUCGGUAUCUUCAACAGAAGAUGUGCUUCUUGAUGCGGAUUCACAAAUGUCCCAAGAGGUAGUUUGUGGAAAUCAAACUGGAUAUCAGAGUGCCAACAUUCUAAAAGGUCAAAGAAAAUCUGGUGGCGGCAUCGUGGGAUGUCUUCUUUUAGUUCUAUUUGCAGUAUUUUUAUUUUUGUUGGUGUUUAAUAAUCAGGACAAUAGCUCUGUUCUUGUUCCCACCUAA
This is a messenger RNA of Fraxinus pennsylvanica, 1737 nucleotides long. Lineage: Eukaryota; Viridiplantae; Streptophyta; Magnoliopsida; Lamiales; Oleaceae. The record is from the annotation of a GenBank genome assembly.